CCCAUCAUUACCUACGAAUGUCUCUUGGCAGAAAGAGCCAUGGGCUCUGUAGAUGGUGGAGAACCCCAUGCCUGGUCACCGGGAGAGGUACACUCAGCCACCAAGGGGCCAGCAGCAGACCUUCAAGGUGGAACAGAAGCAGCUGCAGAGUCAGCACAAUCACUCAGGGUUUCACAGUUACCAGAGAAUCAUUGGCUCAGAGUUGUUGGAGGACAGAAGCACCAUGUUUCUCCAGCAGGCCUAUGAUGGACAAGAUUUCACGAUCUUCACUAAGGAUAUCCUUUCCUGGAUGGUUAUUGAUAAUGUGGCUCACAUUACCAAGUGGGCACAGGAGGCUAAUUGGCAUGAGUUAUAUCAAAAGAAUUGGCUAGAAGAAGAACAUACUGCUUCAUUAGAGAGGUUCCUGCAGUUUGGGGAAGAUAUCCUGCAAAGGAUAGAAAUUUGCAUGAUCUGGUUGAAAAACGGGGAAGAAAUUGUCUAAGAAAGAGGUUAUGGAGACAUUCUUCCCGAUGGGGAUGGAACUUAUCAGACACGGGUAUCAGUUGAGCUGGGUCCUCAGAGCAACUGA
Molecule: messenger RNA, 568 nt
Organism: Neofelis nebulosa (Clouded leopard)
Lineage: Eukaryota; Metazoa; Chordata; Mammalia; Carnivora; Felidae
Product: major histocompatibility complex class I-related gene protein
Biological process (GO): immune response
Cellular component (GO): external side of plasma membrane
Source: RefSeq, a predicted model, not a curated record